UGUGCGGAAUUCCAGUAGUUGCCAAACGACUGUCAGUGGAUUUUUUUGGGUGCCUCUCUUUUUAUCAGGAAUUUCGUGGGAUUACACGCCAAGACAGAGCCAAGGUGGAGCUGGGUAGAUGUCAUCGUCGGGAAAGCAGAAGAAGGGCUCCUCCGGAGUGAGGAUCCUCUGGAUUCCCGGCAGGAAGAAGCACAACUACAAGGGUCGUUAUGAGCCCACCAACAAAGGGCAGUCGCACGGUCAGCACACAAAAAAGAUUGAGCCCUGGUCCCUGGGCGGAAGCAAAGGGCAGCGAGACUUGAUAAAUCCAGACAUGCCAGGCACUUCGGAUGUGCCUAGCGUCGCGAUGCUGCCCACAACCUAUGCCCUCACAUCCAGCGGCGACGCACCGGACAAGCUGGAGACUGUCAAAGAGGAGGAUGACCGUGAGCACGGAUUUCCCGAGGGCGGAAGCAACACGAGAACACUGAGGCUCAAGGAUCGCAAGAAUGGCAGUUGCGUCUCCAACGACGAUCUGGACACAAUUGAGAAUCUCAGUGAAGCCGAAGGGACAAAGAAGUCCCUGAAUGAUCUGACGGAUGGAAUUCUGUAUCCAGCAGUGCCAAGUAAGCGUAAGAGCAAGAAGAAAAAGAAGUGCAAGGAGAACGAGGAGUGCAAGGAGCCGAAUGAAAAAUGCGUCACGUGUCUCUACUAUACGCUCAUGUGCUGUGAAUGUACAAUUUCUUGAAGGGAUCGAUCUUCUUCUCAAUCAUCUUAACUUAUUUUUCGUAUAAAUGGCAGAUUGGAAAUCUGAACGUGCGUGAAGAUGUAAAAUUAGAGCAAAAGGCAUUCGAGGUUAACAUUCCAAGUAUUUCAGUAUUUGUGUACAAAAAAAGGAAAAAAAGACGAAAGGGAAUGAGACGUAAUCAGAAUUUAUUUUUCUUAGACACUUAAGGCAAAGAGAAAAUCUCCUCGUACUUUGUGCAUUUACAACACAAAAAUAAACAAACAAAAUAUAUAGCAAGUGUAUAAUCAAAACAACAAUAAUGUGAAGUGGGGAAUUUGAUAAAUUAUAUAUUUUUUAUAAUUUUAUAUACAACCCAGAAAGUAAACUUUCGUAUUUAAUUGCAUCAUGUGGUAUAUAAAACUAAUGGAAUAGAAUUUGCAAUAAAACUAUUUUAUUUAUAAAAA
This is a messenger RNA of Phlebotomus argentipes, 1170 nucleotides long. RefSeq lists its product as uncharacterized. The transcript is spliced from 4 exons. The record is from RefSeq and is a predicted model, not a curated record. Bases 119 to 727 code for a protein of 202 amino acids. Lineage: Eukaryota; Metazoa; Arthropoda; Insecta; Diptera; Psychodidae.